Messenger RNA from Xylaria bambusicola, 1850 nucleotides. RefSeq lists its product as uncharacterized. The record is from RefSeq and is a predicted model, not a curated record. The transcript is spliced from 2 exons. The coding region runs from base 344 to 1552 and encodes 402 amino acids. Lineage: Eukaryota; Fungi; Ascomycota; Sordariomycetes; Xylariales; Xylariaceae.
GGGCGAGGUGACUGAACGGCGAACGGCUGGAUAAGGCAGGUCGCGGUAUAAUAACAGACAGUCAGCCUUACAUGGGCUAGGUACUACUAGGUAGGAAGCAUUGAGGCUCAAAGCAACAAUGACCCCGUUUCCAUCGACCGAAGUUCUUCGACAUACGUGAACGAACAGUCCAGGGCCUCAUCGCUAGACCAACGGGAUGAGGGUUAGGUGAAUGUCCGUAGAUGUUCGUACUUUUAAUGAGGGUAUUCCGUCGAAGUUCAAUAUCGGAAGCACGUUACAUCCUCUACUGUACGAUGCGAUCUACUGAUAGAAUACGCUACCACUUCUGCCGGAUUUCGUAGCCAUGUCGUCAAAGGAAUUUCUUGGAGAUGCAAUCAAGACUCUAACUAGAAGAGUUAGCUCUCUUUCCUUGGCAUCAAAGAAGGGUCGGCAUGAUCCUCACGAGAAUAACGAUGCAUUUCAACAACCCUCAACGCAAGCCCAAGACUCGGGAAAUCCAUCAGUAAGUCGGGUUUCUUCAGCCACAGCUGUUGCCAGUGAUAACGGCGACCCAACGGCCUUGCCAAGGAAACCGACAUCAACGUCCGCCGACUGGGUUGAUGUCGUUGAGAUAGCUCCAGCAACGUCUACAACAUUUCCUGACCCGGCGGAGCCAGUACUCCCGGUCACUGAUACCCAAAUCCUCGAUGCUGCGACUGCAUGCUUUCCUCCUGUCCCAGAAAAUGCAGAUCUUCCCCCUCUCCCCAAGCCGGUUCUAAUCCCCCGCUUAGAACCAGGGAGCUCGGUCCCGUUCGCGCGUGCUUGGCCAGUGAGGCUCGCUGACCAUGCCAUCACGCAAGAGGACUUUGUGGCGUUCAUUGACAACUUCAAUAUCGUCAUCGCCCCAAAUGUCGCAAUUCAAGUGUUGGGUUUCACGGGGGCUGUUGUCGGCCUAGUUCCCUACGAUGUAGCCGAGGGUGUUGGCGGUGCCCUCGAAGCUAUCGCCAUCUUAAGCGCAAUUGCUUUGAACUACAAGCGUAUCAGGGACUAUCUAUCCCGCAUGAAUGAAACGUACUUUCAUCCGCGCAAGCUACAUGUCAAAGUUAUCAACACGAAACGGCUCAAGACAAUACUUAAGCUUGAAAAAAAGGAUCCGCUCCUUGCGCCGCUCACUGAGGACACUUUGGAGCUUUCAUCCCAAGAAAGAUGUCUCAAGUAUCUAUCCCAGCACAGCUGCGAGCUAUCCUUCGAUGUGCCAGCUCCAAGUCCCGCAACGACCACGCUUGCCAAGAUUACAGCAUGGCAAAUCAGGCAGAAGGCCCGGAAGGCAGACAAAACAGCCAAAGCAGCUCGCAAGCGGACUUGGAAGAGACAUCAAAAAGGGAAGAAGCUCCAGGGCCGCUGGGAAAGCUACGGAGAAAAGUCUAGGGUCAAAUCCCUGGACUGGCUACUGGUGCAAAAUCUCGAGGAAUGGGAGGCGCGGAAAGCUGAAAAGGAGGCAAAGAAAAAGGAAAGGAAGAAGGAGGAAAAGGGAGGAGUUGCAGAGCAAUCACCAGCGCCGGCAGCAAUCUAAUUUUACACAACACUCAGGUCGUUUCUGUAUAACGUUUCCAUCUUGUUGUCGGUUGGCUGUCCGACGUUCAGUUCACGGCAUCCCACCAGGCUUGGACCUUGUCACGCUCGAUCAGAUAAACAAUGUUCGAUACUCCCUUUUAUCACGAACUACAGCGAUUGGGACUGUUCGUCUUCAGAUUUGAAGUUUGUGUAGAUGUCUCGGGUGCAAGGUUCUCAGUUUUCGAGAUCCUCAGCCCGCAAAUUUCAUCAGCAAACGAAAAUGCAAGGGGUAUCUACGGGAUCGGUUCACGACUUCG